Paramacrobiotus metropolitanus is the source of this 1449-nucleotide messenger RNA. RefSeq names its product calphotin-like. NCBI's taxonomy places the organism in Eukaryota, Metazoa, Tardigrada, Eutardigrada, Parachela, Macrobiotidae. Bases 286 to 1167 code for a protein of 293 amino acids. The record is from RefSeq and is a predicted model, not a curated record. The transcript has a single exon.
AGUCACGGGUCAGUGAGUAGCGUCAGUUUUUUUCUUAUUUUUGCGGUUUGUAACGUUUGUUGUGUGAACUUCACAGCCACUGUGAAGUUUCUUCAUUACAUUGUGUAGCAGCUGCACUGUAGCUCAACAUUUUACGUCAGUUUUUAAUCUUUUCGGAGCUACCCGCUGAAAUAUCUGAAUGGUAACCCGUAACAGCAUCCAAAAGUCGCAAGUUUUGCUGUAGUACCAUCAACGGUGCAACGGACCAGCACUGUCGUUUGUCAGCGAAAUUAAUUCAUCUCCGCAAUGGCCUACGUCAGCCUGCGUCCCGCAUCCAACCGCGUCCUCACACCGACCACCACCCGCCCUCCCGCGGCCAAACCCCAGCCCGUGGCCCCCGCGUCAGCCGCCAAGCGCAAGAUGCGCCGCUACGAUCCCGAGGAGGAGAUCACGGUGCUGCGCAAACAACUGGAUCAGGAGCGCUGCAAACGCCGCGAACUGGAGGCCGACAUCUUGAAGCUGAAGCAGGAGCGCUCGGAGAUGUGCAUCACGAUGAGCCGCCUGGAGCAGACGAAGCGGGCCUCCAAUAUCCCGCAGUCGCUGGUCCCCAUGCUGGCUGAUGCGAUGGCGAGUGGCCUGAAUCCAGCGGCGUUGAGUACUCCCAACCGCCCACCGGUGGCGGUUAAUAAAGUCCCCUUGCGUCCAAAUCGUCCAGAUCUAGUGACCCCCGUCGUUAAAAUCGCUCCGGGGCCUUCGGUGGCGCUGGUCGUCAAUGCCACUCCAACUCAGGUGAUUAACACUACCCCCGAUCCGAUUCCAAAGGCGGUUGGCAGUGCGGCACCCGACCAAUCGUCCACUCCAAAACUGCCCGUUACGGCGGCUGUUAUUGCGACACCCAGCCCAUCGCCCGCACCGCUGAAAUUGCCCGUUACGGCGGCUGUCGGACAGAAAUUCCUCAUCCAGCAGAAAACCGCCGAUGGAAAAAUGGUGAGCUUCCUGGCAUCUGUCGCGCCGAAUGACGGCAGCGCCCCUAUCGCUGCGGUUCCCAUCACCGCUGCAUCUGAAGCGAGCAAUCCACCGUCAUCAAGUAUCGUUACUGGAGAGGUUGCUCUUGUUCAACCGGCAACGACGCCUCCGGAUGUCCAGCCGAUCUCAUCGGAAAGCGCCACCGUGACUGCGGCGUUGUGAUUGGCGCAGCAAAUCCAAGUGUCCGCACUCUGCACCACUAGUGUAAAUACUCGAGGUAUUGCUGAUUCUCUGAACGACUUUUUUUUCUAAAAAGACUUGUGACAAUGCGGAUGUGAUGGGUUCCACAUUCUUAUAGUUAAUCACUUGUUGUCCUACGGCUAGAUUUUACAAUAAUUAUUGUAUGUACAGUACGAAGUUAUGAGUAUUUCUUAUGAAUUUGAUGAUGGCUUAGAAAUUUUAGGAGUGCUGGUUGCACAGGUCCCUGCACUUUUAUUCUGCAAU